AUGUUCCCAUCGAAAAAUAUGUUCGAUUACAUGACUGAAUUAAAUAGAUUAUUCCCAAGAACAUCGGAAAAUGAAAUUGGAAUACGCCCUGAAAUGCCACCAUCAAUUUAUAACACAAAUGUUCAAAUGCAGUCUCCAAUUUACUCUACAAUCGCCAACCAUUCUUCAAGUUCGGCCGAGUCCAUCUCCCCCGAUGUAUUUCCGCACAUGUCGCCUCCUCCUGCUCCUCCAACACGCAGAGAGUACGAUUCUAGUACUUUUCAAGCAAGACAGACUGUAAACGAGACUCCAUAUGCAGCUAAACGCCAAAGGCCAAUAGUUGGCAGAAAGAUUUUAGGAAGCGCUGACCGUGCAAUCCCAACUUUUGACAGUCCUGUACAACUGUCUCCUGUUAAAAACAUUGACAGUGAAAUGAUGGCUUGGUCAGAAUGCCCAAGCAUCUCUAACACACCGCCGAAUCGAAAACUAUAUUAUGAACAAAACAGUUCCAACCAAAAUUUAUUCUAUGAGCUAUUUCCUACUGAAAACAGGGGGUUACAAUUCAAGACACCUGUGAAAUCUUCACCAAGAACCCCUUCCAUGUAUUGCGGCACUGUCUCACCGAACUCUACUGUAAGUGUUUCACCAUCGUCUAGUGUGGCUACAUCGUUUACAACUCCUCCUCCACCGUACAGAAGAAAUAUCAGCUCCAACUUUGGCCCCAACUCUUCGAGAAUGUACCAAGAUGUGAAUGCAGGGAAGAUUUGUACAUUCUGUCGCAAAAAUGGAGAGACUCCGUUAGUGUUUAUGACACAUACAGUUAAAGAGACAGUUGGCAACAAGAAUAUUGUGACUUGCCCCAUUUUGAGGUCUCAUGUGUGUGCUACAUGCGGAGCCUCCGGUGAUGAUGCUCAUACAAUCACUUAUUGUCCAGUAUUGAGAAGCAGCAACAAUGGACGUCCAUUGCAGUCUACAACGAUCACACUGAAAAAUACAAGAGUGAAGAGUAAUGGAAGGAAAAGGUAUUAA
Molecule: messenger RNA, 1008 nt
Organism: Chilo suppressalis (striped riceborer)
Lineage: Eukaryota; Metazoa; Arthropoda; Insecta; Lepidoptera; Crambidae
Source: the annotation of a GenBank genome assembly